AGGGCUCCACCUGUUUCAUUGAAGAUGGGUUUAGUUGUCCACAAGCGGGUAUCUGAAUUCUGAAGCUUGCGGGAAGUCAUUUUGGAUGUUUGAUUUCUCUCGAAGCGGCCCGAAGUGAGUUUCUAAAUGUUGGAGGUGAUUUUAUUUGGCCGAGAGCGGAGACAUUUGGGCAAAUUUUAAUGCCGUUCUCAGUUUUCACGCGGCAGGGCGAACCUAGAGGAUGCGGCUUCUCCGCCCGCUUCUCCCUCGUCCUUCCCCACCGACUCGCCGCCUCCCGAGCUCUCGCCACCAGCUACAGUGGCCGGAUUCGUCCGAGUCGCUCGUCCGGCCGCGCCGUCGCUGUUGCCGUCGAGGUCGACCCGCCGGAGUCUUGCCCGGGACACCGCGGCUACGCCCUCCCUCGCCGCGAUCUCGUCUGCCGCGUCGCGCGGAUCAGCUCCGCCUCACCGACUCCGACCCCCCUUCUCGACCUCGCCGACUAUUUACAAACGCUAACCCUAACUAACUCCGCCGAGGUCAGCGAGGUCCUCAAGUCCAUCCGGAGCCCCGGCAAGGCCCUCGAGUUUUUCCGCUUCGCCGCCUCCCUUUCCGGAUUCCGCCAUGAUUGCUUCACUUACAACCGGAUCCCUCUCCAUCCUCGCGAGUCGGGGGCCGACCGGACGUCAUCCGCGGAGUCGUGGACGAGAUGGAGCGCGAAGGCGGUGCGGGGGAGCAUCUCGACCGUUAACAUCUUGAUCGGGAUCGUUGGGGCGGAGCUGGAGCGGUGCCUGGAGCUGGCCAAGAAGUAUCUAAGGUUUAAUGGGUACACCUACAAGUGUAUGGUGCAGGCUUACUUGAGGUCCCGGGAUGCGGAGGGGGCGUUUCGGGUUUACGAGGAGAUGAGGAGAAAAGGUUACAAAUUGGACAUCUUUGCUUAAAUGCUUCUGGAUGCAUUGGCUAAAGCUAAUAAGGUGGAUCAAGCUUACAAGGUUUUUGCAGAUAUGAAACGUAAACACUGUGAGCCAGAUAUGUAUACCUAUACGAUUCUCAUCAGAAUGUCAGGAAAGAUAGGGAAAACGGAUGACUUUCUCUCCUUUUUUCAAGAGAUGAUAAAAAAAGGCUGUGUGCCUAACCUGAUUGCUUACAACACGAUGAUUCAUGCACUUGCCAAGAACCGAAUGGUGGAUAAAUCCAUCUUUCUUUUUUCUAAAAUGGUUGAGAAUGAUUGCCAGCCUAAUGAAUUUACAUAUAGUGUUAUAAUAGAUGCUUUAGCAAUGGAAGGACAACUAGACAGACUAGAUGAAGUUGUGGAAGCUUCUGGUAAGUACAUGAACCAGUCAAUCUAUGCAUAUCUGGUAAAGACACUAAGUAAAUUAGGCCAUGCAAGUGAGGCCCACCACCUGUUUUGUAAAAUGUGGAGCUCUCAUGAAAAAGGCGAUAGGAAUGCUUACAUGUCCAUGCUAGAGACUCUGUGCAAUGCAGGAAAGACAUCAGAGGCCUUAGACUUGCUAAAUAAGAUUCAUGAAAAAGGAAUAACAACUGAUACUGUCAUGUAUAACAUGGUAUUUUCAGCUCUGGGUAAACUAAAGCAGGUAUCCUAUAUCUAUGCUCUUAAUGAACAGAUGAAGCAUGAUGGCCUUUCACCUGAUAUAUUUACUUAUAAUAUUCUUAUUUCAAGCUUUGGUAGAGCUGGUCUAAUUGAUAAAGCCAAUGAACUCUUUGAAGAAAUGGAGAGUAGUGAAUGCAAACCUGAUGUCAUCACUUACAAUUCUUUAAUAAACUGUCUUGGGAAAAAUGGAGACCUCGAUGAAGCUCACAUGCAUUUCAAGGAGAUGCAAGAGAAGGGAUUGAAUCCAGAUGUUGUCACAUACAGUACCCAUGAAUGCUUUGGCAAAUCAAAUAAAGUUGAGAUGGCUUGCAGGUUGUUCGAUGAGAUGCUUGCUAAGGGAUGCUUCCCUAACAUCGUGACAUACAACAUAUUACUUGAUUGUCUUGAGAAGAGUGGGAAGACAGCAGAAGCAUUUAACCUAUAUGCUACUUUGAAGCAACAGGGGCUGACUCCAGACACAAUAACUUAUUCAAUACUUGAACGGUUGGAAAGUGGGUCUCACAGAGCAGUAAGAGUUCGCAAGCAGAGUCGCAUAACAGGUUGGGUUGUUAGCCCCUUGAGGUGAUGAAGUCUGGUUGUUUGUAAAGGGAAAUGCCUUUGUUGGACAUGAUGAUAUUUUAACUUCCUUUUUGCAAGUUCAGAAAUGCAUCUUUUCUAUUUUGGUCAUCAUAUAGAGGUAUCCUUAUCUAGCGAAGGGCUGCACAUGGACCUUGGGUUUCCAAUUUACAAACGAAAAGGGUCGGUGGAGUUCUGUUCCCAAAUAUGCUGCAACCAUGCCUUGGGCUGAAAAUAAAGUUCUGUUUCCAAAGCUGAUUAUUGAUGCAAGGGUACUGUGCAACAUAAAGUGUUGGCCUUUGCUUUGAUAGGAUCCACUACUAUAUGUCACCGCAUCAGUUUCUAAGUUUGGAGAGGUGAAGCAUAAAACUUUGAACUUCAGUUGUUAUGUUUGGACACUGCAGUGAAGUUAAUUUUAUCUCCAUUAAGAUUUCAAAUUCCUAAAAAUUGAGCAUAAUUCUUAGUAAGCAUCAAAUAUGAUGUUAUUGAUACAUGAGUUUAGUCUGAUGCCAAGAUCUAUUUUCUUGGGAUAGAAACCACGACCUUUUAUUGAAGGUUUAAACAACCAUCAGCUAAUUGGAUGGGUGGGUUCCUCAAUAAUAGAUAUGAUGGUUAUGCUUUACAUAUUUAUUGGGCCAAUUUUAUAAGACUAUUGUCCUAUUAUCAAGCUGGUUAAAAUUCAAUAAGACUGAUGUCUUUCGACCCAGCCAGAGCUAAUUUCAUGGUUCCCUUAGUCAGAUGUAGCGGCACGUGCUCUGUUACCUGACAUUUGCAACAGUGUUCUUAUUGCCAUUUAGUAGAUAGAUGAUGGAUUCAGGCUUGUUCACAUUAGAUUUGUCUUGUUUCAAUGUCGAUUUGUUUGUAGGUAUUUAUUAAAUGUAGCGUACUUAUAAACUUCAUUAUAUUUUCACUGUUGGUUGAAUGAUCUGCCUUGUGUAGCUUUCUGCAUAAUUUAUGGCUUUACUAGAUUUCCACACUAGACCAAGCAACAUCCCUUGAAUACUAUAUAUUCAUUACUUUUUGGGCUUAUUUUACCUAAGAAUUGCUGUAGAAGACAUUACUAAAAAUUUGUAACAUUUGGUUGAGAUUGGUUAUUAAAGGGUGAGCCUUGGCACACUAGUAAUCUUGCUCCAUCAUGACCUAGGUGUCACGGGUUUGAAACACACGGAAACAACCUCUCUGCAUGCAGGCCCAGACACCAUAAUGGUGGGAGCCUCGUGCAUUGCAGCGCCCUUUUUUUUGGUUGAGAUUGUUUAUUCAUUAUCUUGAUUCCAAUACAUUAUUCAUUAAGUUAGUGAUCAGGUAUUGGUUGUUGUUGGAGUGGGGCGAAGAGAAGGGAAGCCCACCUGGAAUAAUUACUGGUCUAGUACUUUCGGAAACACUUUCAAGUCGAACUCAAACCUCCCCAAAUUGGAAAGGAAUGCUGCCAUUGUCCAACUGCCCAGUUCCCAUUGUUGGUUGCAUUUUCUCACAUGCAUAAGAAUACAAUUAAUUAGUUCAGUAUUCUUUCAAAGAAAUAUUUUCAAUUUUUCUCAUUUAGUUGUUAGGCAAUUAUGGUUGCAGAAACCUUCCAUUGAUUUAGUAGUUAUUUUCUGAACAAGAUAUUUUCAUUCUCUCUAAUUUAAUUGGCAGGGAAUUAUGGUGGUUGAACUGUCUGUUGCAUUAGUUUAGCUUGGUUGUUCUUAUUGCUCCAAUCUGGCUGAGAGGAACGCUCUCACAUACCACAAAUAGAGCAGGGUCUCAAAUGCAUUGAUUCUACAAACAUGAAACUUGCAUGAGAUUAGAAAGAGGAUUCAAUUUCAGGCUAGCGAAAAUGAGACUCUAUGAACAGUGAAUUUCUAUAAGUUAGGUCCCGUUUGGCAGAGCUGUUGGCAGUAGAGCUUUCGGAAGUAGAGCUUUUUAAAGUAGAGCCUUUUGAGCUGCUAGAUCAACACCGCCCAGUAAUGUUAAACCAAGUCCUUCAAAUUCAUUUUCCAAGAGAAAUGGCAGCAAUCCAAGGAAUUAAGGAAGCAAGAAAGUGUCUAGACGUGGCAUCUGUACUUGGUUCCACAAAAUGAUAAAGCUAGAGAUGAUGGAAUUAAGCUGUUGAUGGCAUAUGCCAUGUAGGUGCUAUAAUGCGAUCACAGUCACUAGUGUAGUCAAGCAAGCUAUUCUUGUGAGUGGAGGCCUCUCAAUAGCUAUGGCACCCUUGGCCUAUCUGCCACUUGUUAUAAAAUUCCUGUGGACCAAAGUGUAAUGUGUUUUAUUCUCAUGUAGUGGUAAGAGUUCUGUAUUUCUUGUAGGUAGCUAUAACCAGUGCUGGUAUCAUAAAUUUGAUUGAGACAAGGAGCCCCUAAGUUGGUUCAAAUGCAUUGUCAUUGAUAAUUUUAAUGUCAAAUAAAAAGGAAAAAAAAGGAUUUAGCAAUUAUGCCGAC
This is a messenger RNA of Phoenix dactylifera (date palm), 4557 nucleotides long. NCBI's taxonomy places the organism in Eukaryota, Viridiplantae, Streptophyta, Magnoliopsida, Arecales, Arecaceae. The record is from RefSeq and is a predicted model, not a curated record.